AGCAUAUAAUUUUUUUAUAAGCUUUUAUAAACUUAUAUAACUAUUUUUACAUUGUACUCCACAAUACUUUUUUAAAUGUUUAAAGAACACCAGGGUGUGUGUUACCUUGUAGUCAUAUCUAAAAACAUGCAAGCAUAACAUCCUGUUUGGAUCACACAAUUGGGAAUUGGCAUGGUACCCUGUAGUAUGGAAAAAAUGAGGAAUGUUUCAGUUGUAAAUGCCAGUGUGAAAUUGCCACUUUAAGUGAACACUCAUUGACUUCAGUGUUCCCCAGUGACUCAUUGGCACUAUAGCACACCUGAAAUUUAGACAGAGACACAGAGAGAGAGAGAGAGACUUAAAACCGACCUAUCCAGUUACCCUCAUCAUAACUGAUCAAAUAUCAGUAGUCUUUCUGAUGGUCAUGACAUAUCAGUUUAGCAAACAAUAUUUUCCAUAUAUGGACCGAGAAGCAAACAACUCAAUGGUGUCAUUGUUUUCAUGAUUGUGCAAUCCUCGACUCUCCAUAUAAGGAUAAAUUAUUGAUUACAUUGUUAUGUAUUGUUCGAAUUAUUGAAUAUACGAAUUGUUGUCUGCUACUGUGUUCUCUUAUGUUAAUUUACAUUUUACUCCAGUAAUAUUAGAAAAAAAAAUUAAAACAGAAAGACAGGAUUUCAUGAUCAAAUGAGUUUUCUUUUGAUCUACUCUACAUGCAAACAUUUCACUAGGUGAAGGCCAUUUGGCAUUCGCCCCAAAAUUUCACGGUACACUGUUACCUCUGCUGACAUAUCCAAGAAUAAGCACUCUUCAAUCCUUACAUGGACAAAAACAGACAGGUGUAAAUCAGCACGAUCAAUAUGAUGCAAAAUAAUGACAAAGAAUUUCCCAGCUUGGCAGUUGCCAGCCUUUCCCAGAAGUAUUUAAUCAAAAUUUUCAGUUUCGUUUUCUCUAUCUUUUUUUACACAUCUUAUUGGGUGAUACGUCUGAAAGGGAGUGUAUGCAGGCUUGCUGUGGGGGGACUGGGAUGUGAGAGUGUGUCUGUCAGUGGGCCCCUCCCAUCUCCAUCCAGUAUAAAUGCCCUCACGCCUGCUGUGGAGACUCAGACUAUUAGAAGAGUUUCACAGCUGCAUUUCAGCAUUACCUGCAAGUGAAAGCCUUUGGAUUAUUUUACACACAGGAAAACUCUAAUCCAAGUGAAUUGUACUUCUCUACAGGUUUCAGUCAAGAUGCAUCUGAUUCUGCAUACCGCCUUCUGCUGUUGCCUGCUGGCCACCGUUGCACCGAGCGUGAACAGUGCGAAGUAUGACCUGGGACAAGUUUUGAAAAGAAGUGUCUGGCCGCAGAGAUCAAAAAGGGAUUUGAGUCUGGCUGCACUGGGGACUUUAAAAAACAGCCAAUUCGUCAGACCGGACGAGGUCAAGGACAGCAUGAUGCCACAUUCCAGCACUGACAUCAGCGUGAGGACGAAACGCUCCAAGAAUUCCAUCAACCAGUCCAGGAGACCGGGCUGCUCGCUUGGCACCUGCACGGUGCAUGUGCUGGCUCACCGCGUCCAUGAUCUCAACAACAGGCUCAAGAUUGGGAACGCGCCCCCGGAGAAGAUCAGUCCCCUGGGUUACGGCAGAAGGCGAAGAUCAGUUCCAGAGAAAGUAAUAAGCCUGCGACAGGAGGGCAGAAGGCUGCGGCCGGUGUGGAGCAGCUCACGGCUGGACAAGCUGGAAGCGCUGCUCAAAUGGACUUGAGCGGGAGCGCACGGGGGACGCGGCGACAGAGAUUCUACACAUGCCUCAGACUCCUGCCAAGAGUCCUCCGGCACAUUCUUUUCCAAGCAUAGGGGUUGGGAGAGCAGUCUUGUAUGCUGAAGGCUGUCCUCUGAGGAGCAAGCACAGUGCAGAUGGAGAUAUGGCGAUGGAGCGCAGUAGAUGAAUCAGUGUACCUUGGAUAUGGAGGCAAAGUGGACCUGGCCUCAGGGAUAAAGCAGAACCUCUUCUCUCGGGACAAAUGGACUGCCCUCCUGGUGAACCAGUUUGUGGGAUUUAAAUGGCCCUUUUAAUAACUGCGUGUUCAGAAGAGACUUUGGACUUCAACAGGGAAGAAAUUCAGAUUCAUGAUUCUAGAAGGGAAUACAUAAAGACUUUUAGAGAAGCUUGGAAUCACAUUAGCGGACACUGUAAACCUUAGAUUAUAUGAAUUGUCUGUGCCAGUCCAUAAGGAUUGUACUCUAACUUACUUGAACUUGUUGUUAUUAUUAUUAUUUGUAUAAAGAAAUGUGCAAUCAAUGUUAUUUUUUAUUCCAAGUAUAUGUAUAUUUGAAGAAAGCGGUCAAAGAUAUUAUUAUUUAAUUGUUUUAUAUUAGUUUAUUCUACUUACAGAGAUUAUUUUUGUAAAGGAAAAAUAAGGGCAUUGAAGGUAGUGCUAUAUAUUGAUAUAUAUUAUUACUUUGUGUCGAGAAUGUCUUGAGCUGUGGUUAUAGGAUAACUUGUAAUGCAAUUAUAUAUUUGUAAAUGAGAUUUAUUUUAUUGGCGUGAAUGUGUGUGAAAUGGAGUAACAUUGUCAUUUAAUAAACCUUUGCAUACAAAACAAACGUCUUCCAGUCCUGUUAUUUCUUCCACAGGACGUGCAGAUAAUAAAAGGAAAGAGUUUCCAUUGUUCUUUCUUCAGGUUGGCCAGUGGACAGACAGAUGAUCAACACCUGGUCUGGGUUAUUACAUGUUAAAGACCCCGUGGGAUGGACGGGUGCCAAGUGCAUUCCUUGUUUCUGUCUUCCAUACCUUCCCACUGCAUGCAGUUCCAUAGUAUGAUGAGCUACUGGAAUUCUGUAUUUUGAAAGUAUGGAGCAGGACUGUGUUUAAUUGGAGCUCUGCGGGGUGGCUUUGCAGGAUGUAGGGCAAAGAGCUUUGUAGUGCUGGCCCGGGCAGAGUGAGAGGUACAAUCCUCUUAAACACAUAAUUAGCAUUCCUGUCUUAAUGGGAAGGAACUUCAGAAAUGCACUUUUACCCACAG
Triplophysa rosa is the source of this 2982-nucleotide messenger RNA. RefSeq names its product adrenomedullin a (gene adma). NCBI's taxonomy places the organism in Eukaryota, Metazoa, Chordata, Actinopteri, Cypriniformes, Nemacheilidae. The transcript is spliced from 4 exons. Gene Ontology annotation, biological process: regulation of systemic arterial blood pressure; positive regulation of heart rate; adrenomedullin receptor signaling pathway. Bases 1206 to 1721 code for a protein of 171 amino acids. Gene Ontology annotation, molecular function: adrenomedullin receptor binding; hormone activity. The record is from RefSeq and is a predicted model, not a curated record. Gene Ontology annotation, cellular component: extracellular region.